CCCAUCUACCGAGAAAAAAAAAAAAAAAAAAAAACCCAUUUUCGUUCCAGAGAAUCCAAGCGAAAGAAAAAGCAUCAUGAUUAACUCAAAAGCCGAAAGGCUGGUAAGGAGGACGACCAUGGUGGCCAUUGUCACUGCUCCCUAUUUCAUCUUGACUGCUGAUUACGGCUCCGAGCCCAACGCUCUCGACCCUUUCACUGAUGUUGAAACGAUGUUUUCUCCAACAAUUUUUGCCGACCGUAGUUUGUCUUAUCUUAUGAGUGACAAGCCUCAGGAAGCUCUCAACAAUGCAAUGCAAGCACAAGUAGUUUCCCAGUCUGGCACUUUGUAUCUUAUCUUUAGGCUGCUGCCCUUUCGGCCCCUUGGAAUGGACAGUGAAGCUCAAGCAGCACUUGUUAUGAACUCUGCGCCCUAGACCUGAUUCAAGAUAGAAAUCUUCAGAUGCUGACAGAUUCUUGCUUGGAAGGACACCUUUCUAGUGAUGAUGGUACUGAGUUGGCACACUUGGCUUCACAAUGUUUACAAUCUGAACCCUGAGAGCGACCAAAUCCAAAGUCAUUAGUUGCGUCUUUGACUCCUCUUCAGAAAGAAACUGAGUUCAUUGAUUUUGGAACAAUGGUUUCUCCAACAAUUUUUGCCCGGCGUAGUUUGUCUUAUCUCAUGAGUGACAAGCCUCAGGAAGCUAUAAACAAUGCAAUGCAAGCACAAGUAGUUUCCCCACUGUUUGAUAUCCUUUCCUAUUAUAUUCUGAUUGUAUUCAUUUAUUUUAUUUAUUACAAACGAUGUAUGUUGACUCCAUCUGUUUGAUAUCCUUUCCUAGUA
Messenger RNA from Pyrus x bretschneideri (Chinese white pear), 822 nucleotides. RefSeq names its product serine/threonine-protein kinase BSK7-like. The record is from RefSeq and is a predicted model, not a curated record. The coding region runs from base 77 to 415 and encodes 112 amino acids. The transcript is spliced from 4 exons. NCBI's taxonomy places the organism in Eukaryota, Viridiplantae, Streptophyta, Magnoliopsida, Rosales, Rosaceae.